Suillus subaureus is the source of this 840-nucleotide messenger RNA. RefSeq lists its product as uncharacterized. Lineage: Eukaryota; Fungi; Basidiomycota; Agaricomycetes; Boletales; Suillaceae. The transcript has 4 exons. The coding region runs from base 1 to 840 and encodes 279 amino acids. The record is from RefSeq and is a predicted model, not a curated record.
AUGCCAUUGGAAGGUGCUGGAAUGAUGACUAAAGAUAGAAGCCUUCCAAGGACUUCUGUCGGAGACAGUGCAUUCUAUGUAGAAGGAUUUUGUAUCUCAGGUGUCAAAGGCCUUGCAAAGACUCAUAUACAGGAUUUAUUGGCAUUGAAGAAAAAAUAUCAGGUUUUGAUCAUGCAAAAAUGUUCUCCAUUCAAAGUAUUGAGGAUGUACUAUCAGAACUUCAACAGGAAUAUUACACAAAAAUACCACUUUGUCCUUGACAACUGGCCACUCAGCAAGUUCAUUGCACCUAGCAAUAUUAAUUCUCUCACAGAACUUCAGGUAUUGUAUAAUGCCUGGGACUCCAAUGCUUCAUGUUUCUGCAAGCUCUCAGAUGAAGAGUACAAAGCUUGGGAGGUGAAAAAUUUCACUGAUGUUCUUGCUUUGGCAAGCACCCUUCAUGACGCUGACAAAGAAGACCUCAUUGCUGAAGGGGAGAACAAUGCACCAGGUCCCCAGCUACUGUCCAAUUCAGUACCCAAGAGCCCUGCCAACCCUCCUUUGCAACCAUCAGAUUGUGAUGCCUCCAUUGCUGCUCCUGAACCAACACAGACCCAGAAAUGCAAGGUACCUUCAGAAACACCAGCUGGAAGUGUGGUGUUCACAAUGGAUGGGGCACCUAUGCAGGUCACCAAGAAAUCAAGGAGGGAACACACUGAUAAGGGUAUAAAGCAUGGUCCCUGUAAGAAGAAGGGUGAUGCAUUGGCAGUGGUGUCUAGCAAGGGACCCUCACAUUCUACUGAUAAUACAAGAGACCUACUCAAUGCUCCUCCAUGUGGUGGCAUGCACAUCACACUUUGA